AUGCCCAUUGAUGAGGAAACCCUCCCUUACUAUGACCCUGAGCAAUUCUACCCAGUGCACAUCGGAGACCUAUUCAAGGAUAGGUAUCAGGUCGCGGGCAAGCUUGGCUACGGCGCUUACUCGACGAGUUGGCUAUGCCGAGAUCUUCGAAAUGAUAAGUAUAGGGUGCUGAAGGUGUCAACCUCGCUACGAAAGUUUCCUACUGCGACCGAUCGCGAAUUCAAGAUCUAUAAGCAUCUCGCGAAACUCGAUUCGGCGCACCCAGGACAAUCGCUAAUCCGAGAACUUUACGACUCAUUCGAUCUCCAGGGGCUUGCUGAUCUAAAGACCGACAACCUAAUGCUUAGUCUAGAGGAUGGCACUAUGUUAGCCGAUUUCGCGAAAGAAGAGGUUGACCAACCCAGCCCUCGGAAGAAGAUAGAUGAGAUACGUACCGUUUAUAAAAGCCGACAUUUUCGCCGGCCCGUUGGAGGCAAAGGGUAUGGUCUCCCAAUUCUUUGUGAUUUUGGCGAGGCAAGAAUUGGGAAGAAUCACGAAUCCGGUCCUUUUGUGCAGCCCCAUAUAUACAGGGCACCAGAGGUUAUAUUCGAGAUGUCAUGGGGAAGUGCUGUUGAUAUUUGGAACCUAGGAGCUUUAAUUUGGGACCUCUUCGAAGGAAAACAUCUCUUUGGAGAUAUCUUCGACAACAAAGACGGCCAUGACCCAUUCAAGCACCUUGCACUUAUGGUCGCCCUGAUUGGGCCACCGCCGACCGAAUUUGUCCAGCGUAGCGAGACAACGGAGCAAUGCUUUGAUUAUAGUGGCGCUUGGAUUGCACAUCAAGACGCCGCUAUACCGCUGGUUUCACUAGAAAGUUUAGAAGUGCGACUUUCGGGCAGCGAGAAAGAGCUGUUUAUGCGUUUUAUGAGAUCUAUGCUUAAGUGGCUGCCAGAGGAGCGCAGGACGGCAAGACAACUACUCGAGGAUCCAUGGCUGCUUUAG
This is a messenger RNA of Penicillium alfredii, 981 nucleotides long. RefSeq lists its product as uncharacterized. Gene Ontology annotation, biological process: protein phosphorylation. The record is from RefSeq and is a predicted model, not a curated record. Gene Ontology annotation, molecular function: protein kinase activity; ATP binding. NCBI's taxonomy places the organism in Eukaryota, Fungi, Ascomycota, Eurotiomycetes, Eurotiales, Aspergillaceae. Bases 1 to 981 code for a protein of 326 amino acids. The transcript has 5 exons.